Puntigrus tetrazona (Sumatra barb) is the source of this 1448-nucleotide messenger RNA. It is a transcript of the gene tnnt2e, whose product is annotated as troponin T2e, cardiac. The transcript is spliced from 19 exons. The coding region runs from base 365 to 1225 and encodes 286 amino acids. Lineage: Eukaryota; Metazoa; Chordata; Actinopteri; Cypriniformes; Cyprinidae. Gene Ontology annotation, cellular component: troponin complex. Gene Ontology annotation, biological process: regulation of muscle contraction; sarcomere organization; cardiac muscle contraction. The record is from RefSeq and is a predicted model, not a curated record. Gene Ontology annotation, molecular function: troponin C binding; troponin I binding; tropomyosin binding.
CCGUCAGCCUGUGAUUUUCCAGUCUUUUGAAUGGAGCACGACCGGCCCUCACUUAUUAAUGUAAAACGCACGUAACACUGAAGCGAGACGGUUAAUCUUCUGCAAAGACUUGGUGGAUUUGGUCAGAGACCUCUGGCUGCUGCUGCCUGCUCUCAUUAUCACAAGGACUCGAUUCAAACCAACCUUUAUCCAAGAUGAUCUCUUUGUGAAGAGCCAUUAGUUUGAGUGGCAUCACAUAAGAUAGGCUGAAGACACUAACAGCUACUAAGCUGCAAAUAUUGAGUGAAUAUAAGAUGAUAAAACAUGUUUCAACUGGAUGACCUGCUGACCUUUGGACCUUCAGUCUAAAAGGAAUCAACUAGUCAUGGCUGAUACAGAAGAAGUCAUGGAGGAGGAAGUUCAGGAAGUGGAGGAAACCGAAGAGGAAGUGGAAGUGCCGCCUCCGUCAGAGGAAGAACCAGCCCCUGAGGAGGAAGAGCCUGUGGAAGUAGAAGAGGAGCCAGAACCUGAACCACAAGAAGCUCCAGUGGAGGAGGAGGUCGCAGAUGAGACAAAACCAAAGCCAAAAUUCAUGCCUAAUAUCACUGCUCCAAAGAUUCCCGAAGGAGAGAAGGUGGACUUUGAUGACAUCCACAGAAAGCGUCAGGAGAAGGAUUUAUCUGAGCUUCAGUCUCUGAUCGAGGCUCAUUUCAUCCAGAGGAAGAAGGAUGAAGAGGAGCUUAUUGCUCUGGUCAACAGAAUCGACAAGCGGCGCGCUGAGAGAGCCGAGCAGCAGAGAAUCCGUGCGGAAAAGGAGAGGGAGAGACAAGCCCGUCUGGCUGACGAAAAGGAGAGAAGAGAGCAAGAGGAACAGAGAAAGAAACAAGAUGAAGAUGCUAAGAAGAAGAAAGCGCUUACUAACAUGACACACCAGUACGGAGGAAUCCAGCAGAAGGGCGAGGGCCGCAAGGGGGCGAAGAAACAGACGGAGAGAGAGAAGAAGAAGAAGAUUCUGGCGGACAGGAGGAAGCCACUCAACAUCGAUCACCUGUCUGAAGAUAAACUGAAGGAGAAGGCCAAUGAGCUCUGGCAAUGGAUGAUGCAGCUGGAGGCUGAGAAGUUUGAUCUCGGCGAGAAGCUGAAGAGACAGAAAUAUGACAUGAAUGUUCUCCAGACCCGAAUCAAUGAACAACAAAAGUUUGCCAAAGGUCGUGGCAAGGGCAAAGUUGGUGGCAGGUUGAGGUAAACGUGCAGCGACUCGAGGGCCACAGAGAUCCAGAGGACUUUGUCUCUUUCACAUUUGCAUUUAUAGUCAUUAUAAAACCUUUGUUCUGUUUGACUGCACAUGUAGAGACAUAAAGUGACAUAUUUUAGCGAUGUCCUGUUUUAUUCCUGCAUUUUUGUCUUAGACACACAAGUAUUGUGUCAUUAAUUUGAUCCCUGCAACAUUAAAAGAGUCAAAUCCCCUA